UCUUCUAUAAAGCCGAAACUUCACCAUUAUAGAAAGCAGUCAAAGCAGUUGAUUUCAAGAAGUCAGUUCAGUUGAAAUAGUUCAUCCUGCAUCCUGCAGAUAAGGAGUAUUUGCAAUGAAGCUUCUACUGGUUGUUAGUGUACUGCUAGCUGCUUGUGUAGUAUAUGGAGAUCGUGGUGGUUCAUGUCCUGAUGCUCUAGCUCCAACCUGUGCUUGUACAGAUGGUACUGUAGUUCCAACCAGAAGUAAAGGAAAACCCUGUCCUGAAGGUCGACCUACCUGCCUUUGCACAGAUGGAUCUGCUCCCAUCAAGGAAGAGAGCGGAGAACAUAUAGAAGAUGGAAGCAGGGAAAACCAGAGGGGAAAGAAAAACAGAAGUAGAAGAGAUGUAGACAGUGAGAGUGUAGAAAGCGGAGAAAGUGGACAGAGUGGAAGCAGUGAAAGCCAGGAGGGCAAGAGAAGAAGAAGGAGAAGAGACGUGGACAGUGGUAGCAGUGUAGAAAGCGGAGAAAGUGGACAGAGUGGAAGCAGUGAAAGCCAGGAGGGCAAGAGAAGAAGAAGGAGAAGAGACGUGGACAGUGGUAGCCUUGAAAGCGGAGAAAGUGGACAGAGUGGAAGCAGUGAAAGCCAGGAGAGCAAGAGAAGAAGAAGGAGAAGAGAUGUAGACAGCGGUAGUGUAGAAAGCGAAGAAAGUGGACAGAGUGGAAGCAGUGAAAGCCAGGAGGGCAAGAGAAGAAGAAGGAGAAGAGAUGUGGACAGUGGUAGUGUAGAAAGUGGGCAGAGUGGAAGCAGUGAAAGCCAGGAGGGCAAGAGAAGAAGAAGGAGAAGAGAUGCAGACAGUGAGAGUGUAGAAAGUGGAGAAAGUGGGGAGAGUGGAAGCAGUGAAAGCCAGGAGGGCAAGAGAAGAAGAAGGAGAAGAGAUGUAGACAGCGAGAGUGUAGAAAGUGUAGAAAGUGGACAGAGUGGAAGCAGUGAAAGUCAGGAGGGAAAGAGAAGGAGAAGAGAUGUAGACAGCGGUAGUGUAGAAAGCGGAGAAAGUGGACAGAGUGGAAGCAGUGAAAGCCAAGAGGGCAAGAGAAGAAGAAGGAGAAGAGAUGUAGACAGCGAGAGUGUAGAAAGUGGACAGAGUGGAAGCAGUGAAAGUCAGGAGGGAAAAAGAAGGAGAAGAGAUGCAGACAGUGGUAGUGUAGAAAGCGGAGAAAGCGGACAGAGCGGAAGCAGUGAAAGCCAGGAGGGCAAGAGAAGAAGAAGGAGAAGAGAUGUAGACAGCGAGAGUGUAGAAAGCGGAGAAAGUGGACAGAGUGGAAGCAGUGAAAGUCAGGAGGGCAAAAGAAGAAGAAGGAGAAGAGACGUAGACAGUGGUAGCGUAGAAAGCGGAGAAAGUGGACAGAGUGGAAGCAGUGAAAGUCAAGAGGGAAAGAGGAGAAGAAGAAGAUGAGAUUAUUGGCAAACCAUUUACAUUGGUAUUAAUUUGAAGAAAAAUUAAAUAAUAAACUUUUUUUCACUAAAA
Molecule: messenger RNA, 1510 nt
Organism: Eurytemora carolleeae
Lineage: Eukaryota; Metazoa; Arthropoda; Copepoda; Calanoida; Temoridae
Product: P17/29C-like protein DDB_G0287399
Exons: 2
Coding region: 116-1438 (440 amino acids)
Source: RefSeq, a predicted model, not a curated record